AUGGUGCUGACAAAGACGUACUGCCUCGCGAACACGGCGGGCGUGCUCGUGGCGCGGCUCAUUGGCCCGGUGCUCCAAAGGUGGCAGCCUCUUUGGGACCCGGCCAUGUGGUUGGACGUGUUCGUCGUCCUAAGGAACACACUGGACGACGGGUCGGCCAUGUCGCCGUACGUGGAGCUCGUCGAAGACACGGUGGUUCCGGCUGUCCAGGCCUUGGAGUGGAAGACCACGGACUCCGAGCGGGUGCGCCGCUUCCUGGCGCAGUGGAAGGACACACUGCCUCCUUCCGCCGUGCAGCGCAUCCUCGUAGAGGUCGUCAUGCCGGAGCUGACCGCCGAAGUGGAGUCAUGGGACCCGUGGGAUGCCUGGCAGGCCAACUGCUGUCACCUCCUGCUUCGCCAGUGGAUGCCGCUCGCCGGUCCACUGCUGGAGAGCCUAUGCGUCACCGUGAGACGCAAGCUUGAGAGGGCGCUGCGGGAAUGGGACGACGCCGGCCACGCCUUGCUCUCCAAGUCCAACCUUAACCUGGUGGCGCCCUGGAAGGCCCUGUUCGGCCGGGCGAGCUGGGAGGAGUUCGUCGACGGGAUCGGCGUCGUGUGGCACCUGGAACAGCGCCUGCGGAGCCUCCGGAUCACGCCGCCGAAGCAGAAUGACGACGCGUUCUUGGAGGUGAUCAUGAAGUGGGCGCCGCUCGUGCGGGCGGAGGACAUGGCGCGGCUCCUGGAGGCCGAGUUCUUCGGCAGGUGGCGGCACGCGCUCCGUCACUGGCUGCUGGCCACGAAACCCGCCACCAGAGAGGCCGUCGAGUGGUGCAACGGGUGGGGGCGCGCCUUCACGCCGGAGCUGCGCGAGGAUGAGCGCGUGCAUGCCCGCCUCGAGGCUGGCAUAGACAUGGUCAACAGUGCGGCGCAGGGGCUGGAGAUUUAG
Messenger RNA from Aegilops tauschii subsp. strangulata, 927 nucleotides. RefSeq names its product septin and tuftelin-interacting protein 1 homolog 1-like. Lineage: Eukaryota; Viridiplantae; Streptophyta; Magnoliopsida; Poales; Poaceae. The record is from RefSeq and is a predicted model, not a curated record. Gene Ontology annotation, biological process: spliceosomal complex disassembly. Gene Ontology annotation, cellular component: U2-type post-mRNA release spliceosomal complex.